This is a messenger RNA of Lepus europaeus (European hare), 1481 nucleotides long. RefSeq names its product RAB43, member RAS oncogene family (gene RAB43). The record is from RefSeq and is a predicted model, not a curated record. Gene Ontology annotation, molecular function: GTP binding; GTPase activity. Gene Ontology annotation, biological process: regulation of exocytosis; protein secretion. The transcript has 3 exons. NCBI's taxonomy places the organism in Eukaryota, Metazoa, Chordata, Mammalia, Lagomorpha, Leporidae. The coding region runs from base 203 to 841 and encodes 212 amino acids.
GGCUCCGGGUCCGGGCGGGGCCGGGCCGGGACCGAGGCGGGGCCGAGGCCGGCGGUCGGCGGCGCCGCUGGUUCAGGUGUUGGGGCGGCUCCACGUCGCCAGGCGGCCCGCGGGCUGGAGCUGACGGAGCUCAGCCCGCGGCUUGCGUGAGCCAGGCCGGCCCUAGCGUCCGAAGCGCCGGCCUUUCGGCUCCCGUGAGGCCAUGGCCGGCCCGGGCCCGGGUCCGGGGGACCCGGACGAGCAGUACGAUUUCCUGUUUAAGCUGGUGCUGGUGGGCGACGCGAGCGUGGGCAAGACCUGCGUGGUGCAGCGCUUCAAGACCGGCGCCUUCUCGGAGCGCCAGGGCAGCACCAUCGGCGUCGACUUCACCAUGAAGACGCUGGAGAUCCAGGGCAAGCGGGUCAAGCUGCAGAUCUGGGACACGGCCGGCCAGGAGCGGUUCCGCACCAUCACGCAGAGCUACUACCGCAGUGCCAACGGGGCCAUCCUUGCAUAUGACAUCACCAAGAGGAGCUCCUUCCUGUCAGUGCCUCACUGGAUCGAGGAUGUGAGGAAGUAUGCGGGCUCCAACAUCGUGCAGCUGCUGAUCGGGAACAAGUCGGACCUCAGCGAGCUGCGGGAGGUCCCCCUGGCAGAGGCACAGAGCCUGGCUGAGCACUAUGACAUCCUGUGUGCCAUUGAGACCUCUGCCAAGGACUCCAGCAACGUGGAGGAGGCGUUCAUGAGGGUGGCCACGGAGCUCAUCAUGCGGCAUGGGGGCCCCAUGUUCAGUGAGAAGAGCACCGACCACAUCCAGCUGGACAGCAAGGACAUUGGGGAGAGCUGGGGCUGCGGGUGCUGACUGGGGGCAGGGCAGGCAGGCCAGGGGCCUCCUCACUUCCUCCCUCCCCUCCCUUCUCUCUCCCCUCUGUUUCUCUCUGUCUCUUGCCUGCCAAGCCAAGUCCUCCAGGGCACCUGUACUGCCAGAGCAGCUGAUUGAGGCUCUGGGAUCUGUACCCCAGGGCCUGGAUGCUUGGUGAGAAGGGAGAAACAGGGCACCCCUGUAGGAGGCCUGCUGCCCACAGGAGGGUGCGGGGCCCAUUCUGCCAGCCAGCAGCUGGCUCUCCUUAUUCUUCACAUUCCAGGACUGGCCUGAGCCUGCCAGUGUGGACAGCAGGGAGGUGGCACAGUGUGGCUCCCCGGCCCCACCCCCCACUCUAGUGCUGACCAUCUCCUACCUUGACUUUGCUGCAGCUGUGACAGCGGGUGCUGUUGUCCAGGGAUGUGGCAGGUGCUCUGGUCUCUUCCACGACAUUCCAGGGCCUCUGUACAUAGCAGAGACCAAGAGCAACCAGACCAAGACUCGGUACUGAGCACAGCUCCGGGGGAGGCUGAGUUCCUUCCCGGUGUUUUCUUCCCUCACUGCCGGCUUGAGGCUCACAAGUGUCUCCUUGGGGCCUGGCCUGCUGCCUUAUCAAGAACUAUGGAGUUUUCUCGUUUUC